Molecule: messenger RNA, 870 nt
Organism: Morchella importuna
Lineage: Eukaryota; Fungi; Ascomycota; Pezizomycetes; Pezizales; Morchellaceae
Exons: 2
Coding region: 1-870 (289 amino acids)
Source: RefSeq, a predicted model, not a curated record
AUGGGCCGACCAAUCUGGCGCGAACCUACCGAAAAGCGCACGGCCGAUGCUGCCCUUGAACCUCGUCGCGAAGCCGUCGUCCGUCGCUCUGCCGGCAUUCGCCCUCGAGUCCGCGGCUCAGACCGCUCCUCGGGUACCCUAUUCAAUCUCCUACGUAGCGAUUACGCCCUCGAAAACCUAAAUACGGGUCCCGCCAGAUGGAGCGACAACGCGAGCUUACUCGCGGCUCAGCGUGGCGGCAGAAGAGGCCUUGGCAGGUCUGAGACGCUGCGCCCUCAGCUGAAUCGCUCAGUGGCGACUGGCGAGGAGGUCUACACGCCGUGGUUCCCGCCCGCUGGUGAUCGUGAGCUGGCAAUGCAGCGCAGGGAAGAGAUGGAGCGCAUAAGAGAGGAUAACGAGAGACGUAGGCUGUUGGAAAGGCUGGAUAGGGAGCGCGAGCGGGAGCACGAGAGGGUGGCGCGCCUGACCGAGGAAUUUAUACCGGAUGAUAUGUCGUGGUUCGGGCUUCCACUGUCGGCGCGUCAGAGAUACGUCGCCAGCCUCAUUGACGAAGGCCGCCGACCCGAGCCCUCAUCAAACGCGACCCGCGAGAUUCACUUGCCGCGCUUCGAUAUUGACGGCUUGGGUGAUCGGGAGCGCUCUCUCAGUCCUGAUGCAAAUCAGUGGGAGCUCAUGGCCGAACUCGGGUAUCCAGGCUGUGAACAGGAUAGCGAAGACAGCGAGGACGAUGAGCACAACCUCAUGGACGCUCUUGGGACCCUGGAAGGAGAGGUGGAGAGGGAUAGGUCUGAGAUGGAUAGGUUGAGAAGAGUGGCCAACAUGUUUGCAGCGCAUAACAGGGACAUUGACAGGCUGGUUGAAAGAUUGUAA